GACCUCCGCGGAACGCGCACGCUACCCGCGCUCCACACCGACAGCGUUCGAACUCACGCUAUGCCGCCUUCCCGACAACAUACUUCUGUGUUUAAUUACAAGUAUUGUUAUUGUUUUCGAAGUGUAGGACGUAGCCCGGAAAUAAGCCAGUGAAUCGGUAUUUGUAGAAAUAGUGACGAUUUAGAACUGCAUAUUAUCGGUUUAUAUUUAUUGUAUUAAACAUUAACGAAUUUAUAGUCUGAUACGAAUUUACGAUGGUGUCUGAAGGGCCUCUGCCCGUAGUUUGGUGUAUACGAGAUAACCAACUUGUGCCUCAUCAAGUUUCUGGUGUAAAGUUACAAGGAGUGGUAACGGGCGCACACAUAGCUGCCGUCACAGACUUUUUGCGUAUGGUUGCCGGGACUCCUAUCGUCUUGCCACACACGGCUGUCAGUGAAGAUGUUGAUAAUAAUAUUAACCAAGAAAAGGAGGACUCAACUCGACGACGUAAAUUGUCAAUGCAAGUUGAAGUGCCGUGCGUAUUUCUAUCCGAAAGUGCUUUACAAAAGGCGAAGAAUCGCAGUAACUCAUUAGAUGAUAAGUUAUUAUUUGAACAUUGUACUUCACCUACAACGACCAAAACAUUCUUAGAAGUAGAUAAUAAAUCACAUAUUUCUGAACUGAAGGAGUCUGAUGACAACAUGUCACAAGGGAUGGAUGCUAGAUGCACUCAGAGAAUAACAAGGAUAAUUGAUUUAGACGAUAUAAAUCCUAAGGUAUUGGAUACAGAGAUUGAAAAUGAACCUCUGCAAAGGAUAACUAGGAUAAUCGAAUUUGAAAAUGAUAGUACACCAUCUUCGCCUAUGCACAUAGACAAUGAAACUGAACCUUUACAAAGAAUAACAAGAAUUAUUGAAUUAAAUGACGAUAACACAUUUUUCACCACCGAGUGCAAUAAAGAAAAAGAUAAAGACAGUCACCAAAAAUUUUCUAGAAUUAUAGAAUUAGAGAAACAAGAUUCGUUUCCUAGUAUGACUAAAAUAAUAGAAAUGGAAAAUGAAAUUUCUAAUGAGAGAAGAAUCUCUUUAACAAAUGAACGCGAAACUGGCGGUGGAACAGUCAACAAUUGUUCCGAAGAAGUUAUUGUUAGACCUAAGUUAGGAUAUAGAAAUACUCCUAGGAUCAGUGUCGAUUCUUCGUGCUCCGAAAACUCUUACGUUAAUAUUGAUUGUAUUAAGAGUUUGCCGGAUGUGAGAAAAGAAGCUACAGACAGUGGUAUUAGCCCCGAUUCAUCACCAGCUUGUAGGUCUAUUCGCUCGCGAUUUCCAAGAAAAAAAACUUCGGUAUGUUCGAUUGGCUCCUCAGACUGUGAUGACGAAAUAGAUGUUAUAUUUAAAUCUAAACCAAAAUCUAGUCAAUGGUUGAGUCUCGAUUGGAUACCGCCACAGCCCAAAGAAGAGCCAGUUAUUACGCAAGUCUGUGAUAAAAAUGAUUUUAUAACUAAAUGGAUAGCGGAACAAAAUUCUCAUGAGUCAGGAAUCGUUGCCGAUGAAAGAAGAAAAAGUCUUCCACCAAAAUCAAAUGAAGUUUAUCUUCAAAAUAUGCGAAGGUUCAGUGAUAGUUUACAAAUAUGUAAAGAAGAUGCUGCUAGUGAUUCACCCGCUACAGUCAAAUGGAAGUGGCACGAUAUUGUUAAACGUCAUUUACAAAUACUGAAAAGCGACAAAGGAUUAAGGAGACAAAGAGGUAGUUGGAUGAGAACAGGACGCCGACUAUCUGGGACGGCCAUCAACCAGAACAAAAGUGUUGAUCUACCUCUUGAUACCUACAUGAAGCUCAACACUAUGCCAUGGUACUUCCGUAAAAUAAAACGAAUCGAGGCAGAGAAGAAACUACUUCUUCCAGAGAACGAACAUGGCGCAUUCCUCAUCAGAGACUCGGAGAGCCGUCACAACGACUUCUCAUUAUCUGUUCGUGAUGGUGACACCGUGAAGCACUAUCGUAUCAGGCAGUUGGAUGAAGGCGGGUUCUUCAUCGCACGCCGCACCACCUUUCGCACUCUGCAAGAGUUAGUCGAGCACUACAGCAAGGAUGCCGACGGCCUCUGCGUCUCGCUCAGCAAACCAUGCGUACAGGUGGAGAAACCGGUCACGGAGGGAUUAUCACACAGAACACGCGACCAAUGGGAGAUUGAUCGUUCCUCGCUCAAGUUCGUUCGCAAACUUGGUCAUGGACAAUUCGGCGAAGUGUGGGAGGGUCUAUGGAACAACACAACACCCGUCGCUAUCAAAACACUCAAAUCGGGAACAAUGGACCCCAAAGACUUCCUUGCGGAGGCGCAGAUCAUGAAGAAACUCCGCCACAACAAGUUGAUACAAUUGUACGCCGUGUGCACGCUGGAGGAGCCAAUCUAUAUCAUCACCGAGCUCAUGAAGAACGGUUCUCUACUAGAUUACCUGCAAGGUAAAGGCCGUGGACUGAAACUGCAACAGCUGAUCGACAUGGCAGCUCAGAUCGCCGCCGGCAUGGCGUACCUAGAGUCUCAAAACUACAUCCACCGCGACUUGGCCGCGAGAAACGUGCUGGUCGCGGAUGCUAAUAUCGUAAAGAUCGCUGACUUCGGUCUGGCUAGACUCAUCAAGGAGGAUGAGUACGAGGCGCGUGUCGGUGCCAGAUUCCCAAUCAAGUGGACGGCGCCAGAGGCGGCAAACUACAGUAAAUUCUCUAUCAAGUCAGACGUUUGGUCCUUCGGUAUUCUUCUUACUGAGCUUGUCACAUAUGGAAGAACACCUUACCCAGGUAAAAUAUUUUACCUUCAAGUGAAUAAUUAUUUCUUUGGCACUCACGCACUAGGCUAUUCAAUUGUUGCUUUAGUGAGAUUAUAAAUAAUAAGUGUGUACACACUUACACACUAAUGCAAAGAAAUGUUCUGCGCGAUCACUUACCUUAAUAUAUAUGAUUACGUUUUAUGUUUUAAAUGUUUUAUCAAAUGUGAGAACGCCUUUAAGUCUCAAAAAGCUUCCUGUGCCCAAAACCAAGACAGAUCAUAAAAGUGUUCAAAGACAACCUAAAAACCAAUCGACUGUUAUCAUCCGCACAGGCAUGACGAACGCGGAAGUGAUACACCAAGUGGAGCACGGUUAUCGUAUGCCGUGCCCGCCCAACUGUCCGGCGGCUCUCUACGAGAUAAUGCUGGAGUGCUGGCACAAGGACCCGCUUAAGCGGCCCACCUUCGAGACGCUACAGUGGAAGUUGGAGGACUUCUUCACCAUGGACAACUCCGAGUACAAGGAGGCGUCCGCCUACUGAGCCCGGCCUUCCCUGCCGCCCCACCGACACGCACACUCGCAUCAUACACCGGGCCUCUACCACAUGCCGCCUGAGCUGCAAAUGUUGCACGGCAGCGCGUCAAUGCAGCACCUGCAGAUGCACGCGCUGGCUGCCCACCACACCACCCUGGGGCAGGUGCAGCAACACCAGCUGCAGCAGCUCCAGCAGCAGCAGCAACUGCAGCAGCAGCAGCAGCUCCAGCAGCAGCAACAGCAGCUCCUUCAGCAGCAGCAGCUUCUUCAGCAGCAGCAGCUCCAGCAGCAGGCGUUGAGGGCGAGGCCCGCGUGCCAUCAUCACUCGCGUCACGGCACCAUCGCCUACCGUGCGCCCUAACACAUGACUUUACCGAUAAGAUCACUACGCACUCGGUGAGACUACCCAACAUAUAAACAAUACCUUUAUACUAUUCACCUUUGAUUUACCAGGAGCUUGCAUAUUGCUUGUGGUAAAU
Molecule: messenger RNA, 3760 nt
Organism: Diatraea saccharalis (sugarcane borer)
Lineage: Eukaryota; Metazoa; Arthropoda; Insecta; Lepidoptera; Crambidae
Source: the annotation of a GenBank genome assembly